AUGUAUGAAGAUUAUGAUUUUAAUAAAGAUGAAAAGUGGAAUUAAUAUAUUUAAUCAGCUGAUCAUUCUAUGUAAUAUAUAUAAUAUAUACUUAGAUCUAAAGAGAGAUUAGAAUAUUUAAAAUAGAUUUGGUACAAAGAAAAUGUUAAUAAAAAGUAUCAAAUUGAUAAUACUAAAAUAUCAAAUGUUAAAGAAGAAUCUAAAUUACCAUAUUAUACAUAUAGUACUGAAAAUAUAUUCAAAAUGUCCUUUAUGCUUUUAUUAUUCAUGUAAGGUGUAGCCUAAGUUUUUGGAUAUCUCUUCAAUUUUUUAGCAUUGCAAAGAUAAAUAAGAAAUACAUAAAUUUUAUAGAAAAAACAAUAUGUAAAACUUAUGAUAACAAAUGAAUUCUUUCAUAAUUUGGUAUUUCUGUUCCUAUUCCACUUUUUUGAGAGAAUGCAUAAUAUAUUAAUAUAUAGUCCUAUUUUAAUGCAUUCCUGGGUUGGUAUAUCAGAAUUCUUAUUCCUUCAUCAUAAAUCAAUAUAUGAAAGUAAUAAAAUUGUAUGAUUAUUAGUAUAGGAAUGUAAAGGUAUAUUGAUAAAACUAAGUAAAAUAAAGAACUUAUUAUGAUACAAAAAUAAAAAGUGGAAAUUAUGUUAUUUCCUAUCCUUUUAUUUGCUAAACUCUUCUUUGAUAUAGGCAAUUGGAUUAUUGUAAUUUUGUAUCUCAUUUUUCUAAAAUUGAAAUACCAUACAAAUAAAAGAUCAAAAGUAGCUUGGAUUUAAAUUGAUUAUUUAAUUGAAUCCAAUUUACCUAGCUUUUUUGUGUCUGCUUAUAAAGUAAUCAGAUAAAUUGCUGUACAUUUCUUUGUGGAUUGA
Molecule: messenger RNA, 857 nt
Organism: Paramecium pentaurelia
Lineage: Eukaryota; Ciliophora; Oligohymenophorea; Peniculida; Parameciidae
Source: the annotation of a GenBank genome assembly